Molecule: messenger RNA, 1306 nt
Organism: Eutrema salsugineum
Lineage: Eukaryota; Viridiplantae; Streptophyta; Magnoliopsida; Brassicales; Brassicaceae
Product: E3 ubiquitin-protein ligase RZFP34
Exons: 12
Coding region: 278-1165 (295 amino acids)
Biological process (GO): ubiquitin-dependent protein catabolic process; protein ubiquitination
Cellular component (GO): nucleus
Molecular function (GO): ubiquitin protein ligase activity; zinc ion binding
Source: RefSeq, a predicted model, not a curated record
AUUACUACCAUAUUUAUUUUCCUUUAUUCUAAUUGCGUUUAGAUUUGUUGUUAGGCGAAGAAAAAAAUCUGGCGUGUUGUCGAGUCAUCUCUCGCUCAUCUCAACCAUAUAAAUCCACCGAAUUUAUUUUCUUCUCUGCAACUCCCCCUGAAUCUGAUUAACAAACGCCACUGCAUUUCUUCAGAUUUUAUAUUAAAAAAAAAAACCUUCUGCAGUUCUGUGUCUGUUACGGAUUGGGGUCGAUUCGAAGCAGGAAAGAUCAAAACUUGAAGUAAUUAUGGAGAUGGGUUUCCAGGAAAAUGAACAAAAUCAAGAAUUUGCCUCUCAGGUUGCGGGUCUAAUGGAGAUUGGAUCUGGGCAUUACGGUUGCUCACAUUAUAGAAGACGAUGCAAGAUUAGAGCACCAUGUUGUGAUGAAAUUUUCGAUUGCAGACAUUGCCACAACGAAGCUAAGGAUUCUCUUCGAACUGAACAGCUUCAUAGACAUGAGCUUCCUCGACAUGAAGUUUCAAAGGUCGUAUGCUCGCUUUGUGAGACAGAACAAGAUGUCCAGCAAAACUGCUCCAGUUGUGGUGUAUGUAUGGGGAAGUACUUUUGCUCGAAAUGCAAAUUCUUCGACGAUGAUCUUUCCAAGAAGCAAUAUCACUGCGAUGAGUGUGGGAUUUGCCGGACCGGAGGAGAAGAAAACUUCUUCCAUUGCAAAAGAUGUCGAUGCUGCUACUCCAAAGUUAUGGAGGAUAAACACCAAUGUGUUGAAGGCGCAAUGCAUCACAAUUGCCCGGUUUGUUUUGAGUAUCUGUUUGAUUCCACAAGAGAUAUAACAGUCCUGCGAUGUGGUCACACUAUGCAUUUAGAAUGCACAAAAGAUAUGGGGCUACAUAACAGAUACACAUGCCCUGUUUGCUCCAAAUCCAUAUGUGACAUGUCCAAUUUGUGGAAGAAACUUGAUGAAGAGGUUGCUGCAUACCCAAUGCCAAAAUUGUACGAAAAUAAGAUGGUAUGGAUUCUUUGCAAUGACUGCAGCUCAAACACGAACGUUCGGUUUCAUUUGAUCGCGCAUAAAUGCAGUUGCUGCGGUUCCUACAACACUAGACAGACGCAGAGAGGCUCGGAUAGUCACUCUUGCUCCUCUGGGGUGCCUCAGUUUAUUGGUUCGACCGGUUAAUUGUUAUUUUUUUAAACCGGAGCUGCUUAUUUACUAACCAGAUCUGGUUUUUACGCUAACCAGAGCUGGUUUUGUGUCUGAAUUUCCACAAGGGAGGUUAUUUGUACUAGAAGUAUCAAUCAAUUCUGGUUUAUAUCAGCA